CAAAUCGUUUCUCUGUUUUCCAGGGUAUCUUUGUGCCACCAGAUCGAUAGAUAUGAAACAAAGGGUUCUCCACUGCGUGCAGAAGAUAAACCCUCUCAAUUGCGUGAUAUGUGGAUGCGUGUUGCGUUGUGUUGGUGUGAUGUAGAUCGCAAGGACAGGGAGGAAGUGUUCAAAAGCUGCGUCGCCGACAUCGUGCAUGAGCGUGUGCUGCUCAUGGGCCCUGGUCGCGGUGGAAAGACGGGACUGGCGAGGUCUCUGGCAGAGAAGGAGUUCAAAAAGACCGCAAGCACGCUAGGCAUCGACAUGGACAAGCUGACGUUCAUCUUGGACGAGAGUGAGGAAGGUGCGUACAAAUUGAAGCCAACGAAUGCGGCAGACCAUCUAGCCCAGUUGGCUGCUUCAAUUGUCAACACAGUUAUGCGCACUGAAGCUCAUUACUCUCGGCAAGGAAAUGUCAGCGGCGCAAGCGCUAACCAUCACCAGGCAGCUGGAGCAGUUCGCACAGCUUUGAGCAACUUUUUCAAGCGCCUGGAUGAGGCUCGUGGUUUGGAUGAGGACACCAUACACAUCGAUGUGUGGGAUUUGGCAGGGCAGAUGCCAUUCCACGCAUUGCAUGACCUGGUGUUCUCACCCGAGCGCACCACGUACUGCGUCGUCUUCAAUGCAAGCAUCGAACUGGGUACACCGUAUGCGGAUAUCCUGACUGAUGAAGAUGGCGAGGACAAUCAGCUCAACAUCAACCAACCCACCUGUACCUACUUUGAUGUCAUCGACUCAUGGCUAUGUACAGCCCGCGAAGCAAUCACAGACAACGCCACUGCACCGAUCUACCUCAUUGGUACGCACCUGGAUGGUAUGACUGAAGAAGAUGUUGGCAAGCGAAGGAGACAACUCCAACAACUAGCUGACAACAAGAAGUACACUGACAGCAUUGAGCGAGUCAUCUUCGUUGACAACACUCUGUCUGGCUCAAAGGUUGACCCAGGAGUUGCAAAGUUGCGUGAAGAGCUGGCGAGCGUAAUUCGGCUCCGUCGCAGAGAGAAGCUGCCAAUCUCGUGGUUGCCAUUCCCAGAGGUACUAGAGGCGAUUGCACAGGAGACGUCAUCGUUCAUCAUGAGCUAUGACAGGGUAUGCAGCAUCGCUCAGGAUGCAUGCGGUGAUGCUGAAGUGGAUGUGCCCAGUCUGUUGAGACUGAACCAAUCACUCGGCCAUCUCAUUGUCUUUGAUGAUGAGGGUAGCCACUUCCCAUCUACUUCAAGCACUGUGCCACCUGACGGCCUGCCACCCGCAUCAACAGCAGCACAAGCAGCACCAGUGGAGGCAGAAGCACCAGCAGCACAGCCAGCAGCCCCUGAAGCAGCGGUGGCAGCCAAGAGAGAUGAAGCCGUACUCACGUCCCGACGUCAGCCACAAGCUAUCACAGCAGGAGUAGCAGCUGCAGCACUAGAGCAGAAACAAGUUCUAGCCAGCACUCCAUGGCUGAUGUUGGCAUCCAAGGCUGUCCUUUUGCCAGCACCGUCGCUGUUCAAGCAAGCUCGUGGGUUCAGGAAGCAGUAUAGGCUGCUGAAGGAUGGCAUUCUGUGCGAGUCACUAGCGAUUCACAGAUGGGAGCAGAAGAAGGCCACAAGAGGUCUGGUGCAAUCUCAGGAGCAGCGCCGGAGUCUCUUUUCACUGCUAGCUUCGCAUGGCGUAGUCUAUGAUGCAGAUGAGGUUGAUCCAUUUGUUACAGGGUGUAAAGUGUAUUAUGUGCCAGCACUUGCCCAGUGUAAGCCGUCACAAGCGCUAGAGUCCAAAUCAGCGUCGCUCUACCUGGUUGGCAAAGAUCCAGAAAGGAGCAUCACCCAAGCGCAUUUUGCCCGGAUCACCGUGCGAUGCUUGCAGAAGUACCGACCGCACGGGACGAAGGAUUUGCGCAUGGGCCUCAACGUGUCAAUGAGAUGCCAGAAUGAGUUUCAGCUUCAGCUCUCCUAUUCUUCCACCGCCAUUCGCAUCACAGUCGACACCGACAAGAGGGAGAAGACAAUAGAUCACUGCGUGUCUGUUGUCCGCUUUCUUCUCGGUGCCAUCGGAGAGCUGCAGCAGCUGUAUGGCCAGCGCCUGUUGCUCCUCCAUCCCAGCAUAGCGUGCCUGUGCCGUCACGACAGGCCAUGCCAGCUGCACACCCAGCCCCACUGCCAGAGCACCGGGUGCCAGCACUUUGCAACGAUCGGUACGGACGUCCAACCGAUCCUCUGUGAGCGGCAGCUGGCACAGGUUGACCUGUCAACGUGGGACAGAUGGAUCAAGCCGCUCUACCCGAAGUGCGAUGUUGAUGACUUGUGUCGCUUAGUUGAUGACGGCGCUGCCGGAAUGGAUGAUGGUGUGAAUCCUUGGUGUGAUGGUCGCUACAAGAGAUGGCAUCAGUGGUUCGUGGAAACACUGGACCCACAGCCGACUCGACUGGCAGCAAACUCAAAGGGGCUGAUCACAGAGGCUCUCUACAAAAGGCUGAUGGAUACCAAUCUUCGAGCUGAUCACAAUGAGCAAUUGCUAUGGGCUGCUUCUGGUGGUGGGCGUAGGACAUUCAAGCUGUUCCUCGAGGUCCUUGCGGACCUUGGCUACAACUUUGUGGAAGUGCGGACCAAGCUGCAAGUGCUAGUGUCGCCUGACACUGACAGCACUGGUGCCACAUGCAGUGCGAUCGCUCGUGGAGGGCCAACUCCGCAGGUAUCUACACUUCAGUUCAUCCCAGGAGCCUCCGUGACAGAGUCCGGGAGAAAGCUGGAGGACAUCGAUGAUCAGGUCAGCUUCUGCAGCCAGCUGAAUGAGAUUUUCAGCAAGGAGGAACGAGAUGAUCUGGCGUGUUCGAUUGUGGAGGAAGUGACUGGAAGGAGUGAGAACUUUGAGAAACUGAUUAUCGACUCAUUUCGCCGCCGUCAAGAUGCACCUGAUUACCGUGAUGCUAAGGCUAUUCUUCACUACUGGAUGAGUAAGCGGACUGCCCCACCAUACACGAGUGAUCUGAUCAAGCUCACGCGCGCCGUCUGUCCGUUGCGUCUUUCCAAAAUCAAGGCGUUGUUCGGUAGCUCUGCCAAGUCAUCCGACUGACUCGACUUCCUAAUGCCACCAGUUACGCCGCGUGUGUCUCAGAUGGACAUCAGGAAGGCGUGCAUGCGGUUGUUGUAUAUAAGACCUCAGAUCACCAGUAGCCGCAGGUUUAGUUCCGCCAAACAUGCCAUGUGAUAAUGCUGUACUUGGUUCCAUUCCGCCUUUUCUUCUUUGUUUUCUGCCCUCCUAUUACGUAUAUUCAUUCUCCAAUUCAUUCUCCAAUUCAUUCUCCAAUUCAUUUUCCAAGGUAUCCUUCUAUGCAGAUUAGUAUACUGAUUACAGCUUUAGUUCUGGAUUGUUCUUUUAACUACUGUUGCUUUGUUUAGCUUUAUUUCUUGUUUAACUCCAUUUCUUGUUUAGCUCUAUUUCCUGUUUAGCUUUAUUUCUUGUUCUUGAUUCUAUUAGUAUGUAUAGGUCAUUUCGAUCUCAAUGCAGGGAAUAUGCUUGCUGCGUGUUUCCCAUUUCCACAUCGCCUUUUGAAUGCACCCUGCUGUAUUUCACAAAACAAUACAUGUCUGCUCCCCCCACCUCCCCCCCCCCCCCCGCUCCUCGCCCAGGCCCUGCCCAGUGUCCAGAGUACAGGUAGGUGUGUGUACUGUGGCCCACCCACACACCCCCCCCUCUCCCCCACACCCACCCUUCCCCCCACCCUCCCCCCCCCCCCACCCCUUUCCCCUCCCUGCCCGGUGUCCAUUGUACAGCCCAUUGUACACGCAAAGGCAUGUGUGCAUACUCAGGUCCCCUCCCCUGCACAGCCGCUGAUACCUUUCUGAUGCACAGCUUCUUGCUCUUCCUUUUCAAUUGAAUUUAUAUGAAUAGGCUUGCUCGACUUUCUUGCAUGCUGUUGGAUCCACACUGUCACUGCUUCUCACUUAUUCUAGUUAUGAGUCCAGCAUAGUUUCGCACUUGUUCUGCAGCCGUAUCGCUCCCCCACGUCCGCCAUUUUGCCGUUUCCCGUGACUGCUGUGUCCAGUGCACGUUGCAUAGUGUCGUUUUCAUCUGCCAGAUCCAGAGCUGCUCUAAUAGCUCACCCAAGCAUGGUAACAAGUUACUAUCAACGCUAGCAUACUCUUAGGUACAAUUCUACCUGCUUUUUUUACUGCCUCUUCUCUAGAUCUGCCCCCCCCCUCCUCCCUCUCCUCCCUCACCCUGCCUAAGCCAUUCGCUAUGUACAUGACAUUGUACAUGUAUCUGCCUAAGCUCAUUUCCAGUUUUUCUCGUUGUGGCAAUACUAUCCCGUAGUGUGUCAGGCAUGACAUUGUACAUGUAUCUGCCUAAGCUCAUUUCCAGUUUUUCUCGUUGUGGCAAUACUAUCCCGUAGUGUGUCAGG
Molecule: messenger RNA, 4417 nt
Organism: Sycon ciliatum
Lineage: Eukaryota; Metazoa; Porifera; Calcarea; Leucosolenida; Sycettidae
Exons: 7
Coding region: 109-3087 (992 amino acids)
Source: RefSeq, a predicted model, not a curated record